This is a messenger RNA of Styela clava, 3098 nucleotides long. RefSeq names its product conserved oligomeric Golgi complex subunit 6-like. Lineage: Eukaryota; Metazoa; Chordata; Ascidiacea; Stolidobranchia; Styelidae. Gene Ontology annotation, biological process: intra-Golgi vesicle-mediated transport. Gene Ontology annotation, cellular component: COG complex. The record is from RefSeq and is a predicted model, not a curated record.
CAAUUCACCAAAUGCAAAAUGGCAUAGCAGACAAAUUAAUUCGAAACAAUGUUCAUAUUUUUAGAGAGAGGAAAGUCGAUGAGUAAUUUAAUAAUAAGUCAGAGCAUAACCCAUCAACCGGUUCUUAUUCCAUAGUAUGCAUGAGAAUGGUUACCUAGGCAUAUUUUUCACACUCUGAUAUGCGAACAUCCCACGACAACAAAGAUUCUAGCAAUCCUGCCACGCAUAACAUAUCCUUUUGAGAUUGAACCUGCGAACCAUGCAAUGACCAGCUUUUUCCUAUUCUUAUCAUGAUUGGGCAAAGUAAAAUCAUGAGCACAUAUAAACAGCUUACUCGUUUAAGAUGUUCAAUUUCGGGUUAUAUUACCAGAUUAUAUCGGUACAACAGUACCAAGAAACCAAAAAAGUAAUUUGAAAAAAGUAAUGAAUCAAAACUGAUUAGUAAUUACAUUUCUGAUGAUAGAAACCUUGUUUAUUGCUUUUCCUAUUCAAUGCGGCUUUCUUCAAAUUAUACUUUCUUUUGUGGUACGUAGACGCAAUGAAUCAUUUAAAUUGAAUAGAAAAUAUUUGAACUAGUUUUUUACUCAGUGAUAUUAUCUAUGCAACCUUUAGAGCGCAUAUGUAAUGGGUGCGACUGUCUGCUCUGGAAUGUUAGGAUUGCAUCAUGCAAUGCUCAUUUUUUUCCCGAACUAGACCCAUGAAGGUUGCAAUGACAGCAAUUUCUUAUUUGCCUAAUACCUUUGGCAACAAUUUUCAGUGCUAGGGCUGUAAAGCACAAGUGAAUUAGUUGCAUAUCUAAAGUAUCUAGGAACAAUUCUCAAAAUAUUGAAAGUUUUUAAUUUUUCUAACUGUAUUGUUGUUAUGCCAUUAAAUCAUAUGAAAAAUAAUUAUUUCAGUAAGCAUGCUAUUUUAAAAUAUUUAAUGGCUUUUACUCUGAACAAGCAGAUCCGAAACGGUUAUGAUCUAUUUAUUUUUAAAAGAUAAGAAUUUUCUGAUUAAUUUUUAGCUUGAACUUACGAUAUUUUUAUCAUCCAUUGUUUAUGUGUUUAUCUUUACUCAGAUUAUAUAUGUAAAAUGGCUGAUGCCGAUAAUCAACCAUCGUCAAGCUUGUCACAGCAAAAUAAUCCACUGUCGAGAAAAUUGGGGAAAAUCCUCGACACAAGACUAGAUAAUGACAAGGACAUGCUUGAAGCGCUGAAGGCAGUUUCAACAUUUUUUAACGAGAACAACUUGCGAACAAGACGUAAUUUAAGGGGUGACAUUGAAAGACGCAGCCUUUCGAUCAACCAACAGUUUUUGGAUGCUUUCACACAUGUAAUCGGGGAGCUGGAUAGUAUACAUGAAGAUGUACAUUCGAUGUCAGAAUGCUGCAAGGAUAUGACUGAGAGAUUGAAAAUUACAAAAGAACAAACACAGGAUUUGAUGAGUAAAACAAGCUCAUUGCGAGGGGAAGGAAAGAAACUGCAGUUGCGAUCAGAAGUUGUAGGAGCAUUUCUUGGAAAAUUUCAGCUCAAACCAGAAGAGGCAAAAAUAUUUCGUGGGGCAAGAGAUGGUAACAUACAUCCAGAAUUUUUUACGGUCUUGGAAAAAGUGCAAAAAAUACAUAAUGACGUCAAAGUUCUGUUACGAACAAACCAGCAGACUGCGGGCCUUGAGAUAAUGGAACAAAUGGCACUACAUCAGGAAUCUGCUUAUGAAAGAUUAUAUCGAUGGACUCAAACACAAUGUAGAGGAUUGACUGCAGAUUCUAUUGACAUUUCAGAAAUGCUUCAAAAGGCGAUGAAAUACUUGCAAGACAGGCCAGUCCUGUUCACAUACACUUUGGAUGAAUAUGCUGGUGCCCGUCGUACAGCAGUUGUAAGAGGAUUCAUUGAUGCUCUCACAAGAGGUAGCGGACAGACAAGUGUUAGCCAUACUAAACCAAUAGAAAUGCAUUCCCAUGAUCCGCUGCGAUACAUUGGAGAUAUGUUGGCAUGGUUACAUCAAUCCUCUGCGUCAGAAAGGGAAUAUCUUUCAUACUUAGUACAAGAUUGUGUUAAACCAACACAGGAAGAAGAAAAAUCCACAAUAGGGCACACAUUAGAAGGAGUAUGCAGGCCACUAAAAGUUCGCAUAGAACAAGUCUUAGUUGGUGAACCUGGCUCGUUAACUUUAUUCAAGUUAACCAAUCUACUCAAGUUUUAUCAUACUACAAUCAAAAACAUUUUAAAAACAGACACCACUCCCCUUUUGGACAUCAUGGAAGAAAUGCAUGUUCUCUGUCGAAAACUAUUUUUCAACAGCCUUAAUUUCACAGCUAGCAGAUUGCUUGAUAAAGUAGAAGUUCCUGCAGCAGACCUGGGUCCUUCUAACACUUUGAACCAAAUGAUGCAGCUUCUACAAGAUAUGUUGGAUUCACAUGCUUCUUCAGUUGUGGAGAUUGAUUCAAGACAAAUUGAUUUCAAGCAAAUCAUGUCUUGCUUAUUGGAUCCUCUGCUACAAAUGUGUGCUAUGUCUGCAAGUCAACUCCCUGCUGCGGACAUGGCAGCAUAUAUGAUAAACUGCUUACAUUCAAUGAAAUAUGUUCUUGCUUUAUAUGAAUUCACAGAAGAGAGGAUAGAAAUGCUUUCUGCUCAGAUUGAUGCACAUUUGGACACCCUUGUCAAUGAGCAAGCUGCUGCUAUACUAACACAAGGCGGAAUUGCUGGAGUAUAUUCAGAAAUUCAAAAAUAUAGAUCCCAUGGUGGUGAGGAGCCUUUAUCCAAACAACCAGGUCUGGAAAGGGAUAAUGUUAUUGGUGCACUUGCUCGUUUUGAUGCUUAUGUCAUGUCAAUGGAGGAAUUUAUUUUGCCACAAGUUUCUUUCUUGGCAAGCGCAACUUUGAAAGAAGUAGCCACGACACGUGCCAGUGACCUAGUCACUAAUGCACAUAAAAAUGUAUAUGAAGCUUUAAUGGAUCCAGCUAAUAAAUAUGCUGAUACUACCAGUGUCACAGUAAAGACACCAGACCAGAUCAAAGUAAUGCUAUAUUGAAGCCACAAUUAUACACAUAUUUCGUGCAAUCAAAAAUAGGUGCUCUGUUCUCUAUUACAUAUGAAUAAUAAAGUUUUAAAACAUCA